AUGGAGCUCAACAACACCGAGCCAUUAACAGCUAGUAGGGCACAAGCAGCAGCCGUGUUCUUGCUCCUUCCCGUCGCGCUCCUGCUGCUGCUUCUCCGCUUUGCGCGAGCAACGACAAUGGCAGGAGAUCGCAACAGCGAGCUUCUUCUGAGCAAGCUCCCUUCGCCGCCGCUGAGGCUGCCGGUGAUCGGCCACAUGCACCUCGUCGGCUCCCUCCCACAUGUCUCCCUCCGAGACCUCGCCGCCAAACAUGGCCGCGACGGCCUCAUGCUCGUCCACCUCGGCUCCGUCCCCACCCUCGUCGUCUCCUCGCCGCGCGCCGCCGAGGCCGUCCUCCGCACCCACGACCUCGCCUUCGCGUCGCGGCCGCGCGCCAUGGUCCCCGACAUCAUCACCUACGGCGCCACCGACUCGUGCUACGGCCCCUACGGCGACCAUUUCCGCAAGGUCAGGAAGGCGGUCACCGUCCACCUGCUCAACUCCCACAAGGUGCAGGCCUACCGCCCCGCCCGGGAGGAGGAGGUGCGGCUGGUGAUCGCCAAGCUCCGCGGCGCGGCGGCGAUGGCGGGCGCGCCGGUGGACAUGACCGAGCUCCUCCACUCCUUCGCCAACGACCUCAUCUGCCGCGCCGUGUCCGGCAAGUUCUUCCGGGAGGAAGGGCGGAACAAGCUCUUCCGGGAGCUCAUCGACACCAACGCCUCGCUCCUGGGAGGGUUCAACCUAGAGGAUUACUUCCCGAGCUUGGCGAGGACGAAGCUGCUCAGCAAGGUCAUCUGCGUCAGGGCAAUGAGGGUCAGGAGAAGAUGGGACCAGCUGCUCGACAAGCUCAUCGAUGACCAUGCCACCAGGUUGGUGCGCCGCCACGAUCAUGAUCAGCAACAAGACAGUGACUUCAUCGACAUCUUGCUCUACCAUCAGGAAGAGUAUGGCUUCACCAGGGACAACAUCAAAGCUAUACUUGUGGACAUGUUUGAAGCAGGCACGGACACAUCGUACUUAGUUCUAGAAUCUGCCAUGGUUGAGCUCAUGCGCAAGCCACACCUCCUAGCCAAGCUAAAGGACGAGGUGAGGAGGGUCAUACCGAAAGGACAAGAAGUAGUCAAUGAAGAUAACAUUGUCGACAUGGUCUAUUUAAAGGCUGUUAUCAAGGAGACACUACGGCUGCACCCACCAGCUCCUCUCUACAUCCCCCACCUGUCUAGAGAAGAUUGCAGUAUCAGCGGCUACAUGAUCCCUACAGGAAUACGUGUAUUCGUCAAUGCAUGGGCACUCGGUAGGGAUGCUAAAUUCUGGGACAUGCCAGAUGAGUUCCUACCGGAGAGAUUCAUGGAUUCAAACAUUGAUUUUAAGGGACAUGAUUUUCAUUACCUGCCGUUUGGGUCUGGACGAAGAAUGUGUCCUGGAAUUCACUCAGCAACGGUUACCCUCGAGAUUAUGCUGGCUAACCUUAUGUACUGUUUCAACUGGAAGCUACCAGCAGGUGUGAAGGAGGAGGAUAUUGAUAUGACAGAGGUGUUUGGAUUGACAGUGCAUCGGAAGGAGAAGCUCUUCUUAGUCCCGCAAGCUGCCUAAGUACAUGCCUAUACAAGAAUCAGUACUACGUUCGUUGGGGCAAGUUAUAUUAUUCAUCCAGCAAUCACGUGCUAAAUCAAUUAGUGUUACAUGUUGUCGUUAAUUGUUCGUGUAAUAAUAAGAGCUAUUAUUGGCACAUGUCAUUUCACUUGUUUGUAAAACAAAUUGUCCAUGUGGAUCACCCUCCAUUUGUGCUGUUACUUGUAUAAUGUAUACUACAUAUACACCCAAA
Molecule: messenger RNA, 1804 nt
Organism: Oryza sativa Japonica Group (Japanese rice)
Lineage: Eukaryota; Viridiplantae; Streptophyta; Magnoliopsida; Poales; Poaceae
Product: indole-2-monooxygenase
Molecular function (GO): iron ion binding; oxidoreductase activity, acting on paired donors, with incorporation or reduction of molecular oxygen; monooxygenase activity
Source: RefSeq, a predicted model, not a curated record